UUUCAGUCGACAGAAAAUGAAUUCUUGUAAAAACAAAUUAUAACCUGAAAAAUCGGCGUCGUCGUUUUGUGAUUGGGAUGAAUUCUUGUUUGUAUACAUCUUUCUUUACUACUAGGUAAUCAGAACCGAGGACGUAUAUUUUUGCAGAAAUAAUGGAUAACGAUUUUGCUGAAGACAAUGAAGAUGAUGUUAUUAAUAUACUUCAAAACGUUAAAGUUGAAAUGGAACAUGACGACGAUGAUGAUGGUGAUAAUGAUGCUGGCUGUGAAGAUAAUUCCAACUUUGUCUGGGUGAAGGAAGAAAAAGAAGAUGAUGAUGAUGACAAUGAUGAUGCUGGCUCUAAAGAUAAUUCCAGCUUCGUAUGCCUGGAGGAUGAGAAGGAAGAAGAAAAUUAUGAUGUUGAUAAAGAAUCGAUAUCGAGCGGAGAGGAUGGAGAUUCUGGACAGGAUUCCACUAGUACGUCAACUCAUAUACCGUUCGAGCAAGUUUUCUUAAAAGAAGAGCAUGACAGCAAUUCAAUGGAUGAGACCUACACUGAACCGUUGCAGAAAUAUAACCACAGAGUGCUCUGUUGAUGAAUUUUGGUUAUUGUCCAUAACAAUGUAAACUGGAGAUUAGGGUCAAGUCAGUAUCAAGCAACAGAGUCGUUCAUGAAGCAACAUGGAAUAUAAAAGAAAACUUUUGAGUUUGAAAGCGACUCCCAGGAAUUAUAUAUUUUUCACAAAAUUCGGAUGAAGAUCCAGAUUACACACAGCCGAAAACUAUGGAAUAA
Molecule: messenger RNA, 772 nt
Organism: Nilaparvata lugens (brown planthopper)
Lineage: Eukaryota; Metazoa; Arthropoda; Insecta; Hemiptera; Delphacidae
Product: prostatic spermine-binding protein
Exons: 6
Coding region: 153-575 (140 amino acids)
Source: RefSeq, a predicted model, not a curated record